Mesorhabditis spiculigera is the source of this 330-nucleotide messenger RNA. The record is from the annotation of a GenBank genome assembly. Lineage: Eukaryota; Metazoa; Nematoda; Chromadorea; Rhabditida; Rhabditidae.
AUGCGGCACGUCGCUGGUUAUCUUCUUGCCGUACUCGGCGGAAACGAGCACCCUUCCGUCGCCGACAUUGAGCACAUCCUCGGUGCCGUCGGAAUCGACUCUGAUGCGGAUAAGGCCAAGCUCGUUGUUUCCAGCCUGAAGGGCAAGUCUAUUGAGGAAGUCAUCGCGGAAGGAUCGAAGCACCUCGUCAGCGUCGCCGGUGGAGGAGGAGCUGCCGCGCCCGCUGCUGCUGCACCAGCUGCCGCCGCCGCCGCCCCAGCAGAGGACAAGAAGAAGAAGGAAGAGCCAAAGGAGGAAUCUGACGACGAUAUGGGAUUCGGACUUUUCGAC